This is a messenger RNA of Oncorhynchus kisutch (coho salmon), 1267 nucleotides long. RefSeq names its product peptidase E. Gene Ontology annotation, biological process: proteolysis. Lineage: Eukaryota; Metazoa; Chordata; Actinopteri; Salmoniformes; Salmonidae. The transcript is spliced from 9 exons. Bases 249 to 971 code for a protein of 240 amino acids. The record is from RefSeq and is a predicted model, not a curated record. Gene Ontology annotation, molecular function: serine-type peptidase activity.
UGUCAUGUGAUUUAUCAGCUGACCCCUUUUCUACACACGGUAACAGCGUGAGAAAACUCUUCUCCAAACAGAGACCCUUGACGCAAAAUUACAGCUUUGUAGCCUACAUUUGAACAUUUCCUACGAAACUGUAAAUAACAUAUCCGGUCAAGGCUACCUAUCGAAUUUUAAAUCCGUGUUGCAAUCUGUGACCUGUUGACGCGCAACAUUGUUUCCAAUCAUUGACCACAAGAACAAUCGCCAAAGAUAUGAAGAGGAGACUUCUGCUCGUGUCCAACUCAACCCUGCACGGGGGAGGAUAUCUGGAACAUUGUCAACAGCAGAUCAAAGACUUUUUCGGAAUAGGGGUGAUGAGGAUUUUAUUCAUCCCCUAUGCACUGUGUGAUAGAGAUGGCUACGCAAAGACUGCCAGGGACAAGUUCAACAGUCUGGGUUAUGAGGUGGACAGCAUACACGAGGCCUCUGACCCAGUGGAAGCUGUAAGGAAGGCUCAGGGUAUAUUUAUAGGUGGUGGCAACACAUUCCGUCUGCUGAAAUGUCUCUACGACAACAAUGUGCUGUCUGAGAUCAACAAGAGGGUUCUGCAGGAUGGUGUUCCCUACAUGGGUUCCAGUGCUGGCACCAACGUCUCUACUGUCAGCAUCAACACCACCAACGACAUGCCCAUCGUGUACCCGCCCUCCUUCAAUGCCAUUGGUCUAGUGCCUUUCAACAUCAACCCUCACUUCCUGGACACGGACCCUAACAGCAGACACAUGGGGGAGACACGAGAGCAGAGGAUCAUUCAGUACCACGAGGAGCCUGACACUCCAUCUGUUCUGGGCUUGAGAGAGGGUUCCAUGUUGCUUGUGGAAGGAAACAAGGCUACUCUACUGGGCACCUGCAAGGCACGGCUGUUCACCAGGGGGAAGCCAACAACAGACUUUGAAUCUGGCAGUGACCUCAGCUUCUUGCUGACAGACAGACAGUGAAGUUGUACAUCUCCGUUCUCCCCAGCAAGACUGAUGCAGAUCCCUUUUUUUUUUUUAUCUUAAUUGACUGGCCAAGUAAAAAAAAAGAACAGAUUCUUAUUUCCAAUGACGGCCUGGGAACAGUGGGUUAACUGCCUUGUUCAGGGGCAGAACGACAGAUUUGUACCUUGUCAGCUCGGGGGGUUUGAACUCACAACCUUCCGGUUACUAGUCCAACGCUCUAACCACUAGGCUACCCUGCCGCCUUUCAAGUGGAAAUGCACUUAUGUCAAAAUAAAUAUUAUUACCCCCAAAAA